AUGCACUUUAUCAGAAAUCAAGAACAAAAAUAGUCUUAUAAGCAAAAAAUAAAAACUAAAAAUAAGGCAAAGAUAUUUACAGCUAUUUUAUUUGGGCAUUUCAAUUAUGUUUUUCUUUAAAUCUGUUAUUAAUGCUUAAUCUAUAUUAAGAUUUAGAAGUAUUUUUCUCUCCUCUCGAGGAUUCANAAAAACUAUCUAAUUAACUUAGAAAAAUCGGUUACUUUAGUUUUAUCUAUACUACAGCUAUAUCAGAUUGAUAAACUUACAACCAUUCUAGGAUUUUAGGAAGAGUAACCUCUCUUAUUUUUAGAAUUUUUGAGUAUCAGUUAUUGUGUUUACUACAUGUAUAUGGGAUGGAAUUAUUCACUGGUACCAAUGAAAUAGAGGACAUUAAUAACUUUUCAAAUAAUUCAAACUUUGGCUUUUUGA
Messenger RNA from Paramecium sonneborni, 429 nucleotides. The record is from the annotation of a GenBank genome assembly. Lineage: Eukaryota; Ciliophora; Oligohymenophorea; Peniculida; Parameciidae.